This is a messenger RNA of Diospyros lotus (date-plum), 689 nucleotides long. Its product is annotated as pheromone-processing carboxypeptidase KEX1-like. The record is from RefSeq and is a predicted model, not a curated record. Lineage: Eukaryota; Viridiplantae; Streptophyta; Magnoliopsida; Ericales; Ebenaceae. The transcript has 2 exons. The coding region runs from base 62 to 565 and encodes 167 amino acids.
UGGGAAUCGUGUUUUUUUGUUUAAAUGUGAUUGGUGGAAUGUAGGAGAUAAAAGAAACGGAAUGAAGACAUAUGGUCAACUAGUGAGUGUUAAUACGAGUCGAAAAUGGUAUGUUAAUGAUCCCUAUGUACUAGCCACACAAGCAGAACAAGUUUUUUAUAUUGGUGACAUGAAAAAUGGAAGCAGUUGGAAAAUUGUGCAGAAAGUAUGUCCUAGAAAUGUAUAUGAUGUUCCAGAAAAUGUAGAAGAAGGUGAAAGGUUAAUUUUGAAUGAUGAACCAUAUCAACAAUAUGAGAUAAAUGAUGUUAUUGAGGUUGAACAAAUAGAUGCAGAAAAUAUAGGAUCAUUACUUCGAGAAGAUGUGUUUCCAGAUGAAAUAGAUGCUAGCAUUGUUGUUCCAAAUAAGAAAUUGGUCCAAACAAGAGAUGAAACUGAUGAUAGUUGUAGUGACGAAGAAGAUUACAAUGAAGAAGAUGAUACUAUUAUUGAUUAUUGUGAUGAUGAUGUUGAUGAUAAAGAAGAUGAUGGUGGUAGCGAAGAUGAUGAAGAUGAAGAUGACGGAUAAUUUUUCAAGAAGAGAUCACAAGAUCAAUUUAUGUUUUGAUCAUAUCUAGUACUGAAGAAUAAAAGUUUGCAAAAUUGUCGAAUGAUCACAAGAUGUGGUUUAAGUUUAAUGUGUGGAUUGCAUG